Messenger RNA from Phragmites australis (common reed), 1427 nucleotides. RefSeq names its product trehalose 6-phosphate phosphatase RA3-like. Lineage: Eukaryota; Viridiplantae; Streptophyta; Magnoliopsida; Poales; Poaceae. Gene Ontology annotation, molecular function: trehalose-phosphatase activity. The record is from RefSeq and is a predicted model, not a curated record. Bases 133 to 1203 code for a protein of 356 amino acids. Gene Ontology annotation, biological process: trehalose biosynthetic process. The transcript is spliced from 11 exons.
UCCAAGCCUGCGCUUGAAACCAUCGCAAUCGCAGCGCAAAGCUUCCUCCUCCCCCUGUAGCCCGCAACCUCCUGUUCCAGAGCAGUAGCUCCGCCUCGUCGGCUGUUAGAUUUUGAUCCCGCUGCCCGAGCCAUGACGAAGCACGCUGCCUUCGCCGCCGCAGACGCGGUCACCGCCGUAGCGGCUCCGGCGCCGGCGGGGCGGCAUUUCUCAUUGUUCCCGCCGCCGAGGGGCGCGCGCGACUGCAAGAAGAACGCCGCCGUCCACAUGGACCUCGCCGCCGCCGGCGUCGUCAUGGGCGGCUCCUGGAACGACUCCAUGAAGGCCUCCUCGCCGCGCCACGCCGCCGACGCGGAGCACGGCGACUGGAUGGAGAAGCACCCGUCGGCAUUGACUUGGUUCGAGUCGGUCCUCGCCGCGGCGAAGGGGAAGCAGAUCGUGAUGUUCCUAGAUUACGACGGUACCCUGUCGCCGAUCGUGGAGGACCCCGACUGCGCCGUCAUGUCCGAGGAGAUGAGAGAUGCGGUGAGAGGUGUCGCCGAGCACUUCCCCACCGCGAUCGUGAGCGGAAGGUGCAGAGACAAGGUGUUCAACUUUGUGAAACUGGCCGAGCUGUACUACGCCGGGAGCCACGGCAUGGACAUCAAGGGACCCAUCGCGCAGUCCAAACACGUCCAGGCAAAAGCAGUUCAUUACCAAGCGGCGAGCGAGUUCCUGCCGGUCAUCGAGCAGGUUUACCGCACGCUGACGGCCAAGAUGGAGUCGAUCCCCGGCGCCAAGGUGGAGAACAACAAGUACUGCCUCUCCGUCCAUUUCCGCUGCGUCCAGGAGGAGGAAUGGGAUGCCGUCGACGAGCAAGUCAGGUCGGUGCUGAAGGAGUACCCGGACCUCAAGCUCACUCAUGGCAGAAAGGUCUUGGAGAUUCGCCCGUCCAUCAAGUGGGACAAGGGCGAGGCACUUGCGUUCUUGCUCGAGUCUCUUGGCUACACGGGGCGUAAUGACGUCUUCCCGAUAUACAUUGGAGAUGAUCGCACCGACGAGGACGCCUUCAAGGUUCUGCGCAACAUGGGGCAGGGCGUGGGGAUCCUGGUGUCCAAGUUUCCAAAGGAGACGGCUGCAUCCUACUCGCUGCGUGAUCCUGCCGAGGUCAAGGAGUUCCUUCGCAAGCUGGUGAAGUCCAAGUGCGGAGCGCCUAAGAUCUAGUGGAUGUUGUAACUAGCUACUCGAGCUCAGACAUGGAUGGCGAGCAAGAAGUGUCGUCUCUUUUGCUGUUUCUUUUUGUUCUAUUAUGCCAUAGUCUAGAACAAUGCAUGCAUGGUCGAUAUACAAGACCGUCGAGAAACCAAGAUAGGCCUUGUCUUCGAAGGUCCCUAUUAAUGUAUCCUUCUGGCAAGGUCUUGUAAUUAGCCUUUGCUGUGACAGAGAAU